Messenger RNA from Cyprinus carpio (common carp), 2148 nucleotides. Its product is annotated as E3 ubiquitin-protein ligase pellino homolog 2. Gene Ontology annotation, biological process: protein polyubiquitination; regulation of Toll signaling pathway. Gene Ontology annotation, molecular function: protein binding; ubiquitin protein ligase activity. NCBI's taxonomy places the organism in Eukaryota, Metazoa, Chordata, Actinopteri, Cypriniformes, Cyprinidae. The record is from RefSeq and is a predicted model, not a curated record.
UUCUUACAGCGGAUGGAAGCGCUCGCCAAGUUACUCGCUGUUCCUGUGAUGAAAUAUGCCCGAGACAUAAGGCUUUAUUAUCAUCAUAAUAAUCGUUUCUUAAAUCUCCCUCGGAUGUAGGAUUUCACUGACUUCUUUCUUUUCUGAAAAGUGCAACUCAAGCUCGGGAGCAGGUAACUUAAAUGGGAAAUAUGGCAGUUAGGAGCGUCUUUUGAAGUCUCUUUCCCUUUCGUCGCUGGAUUGAUCGUGUAACUAAUCGAGAGAGUGUUGUUUGAAAAGCCUCAUGCUUUCACCGGGUCAAGAGGAGCACUGUGCGCCCACCAAAGAGCCAGUCAAGUACGGAGAACUGGUGGUUUUGGGGUACAAUGGUUCACUCCCCAAUGGAGACAGAGGGCGAAGGAAAAGCCGGUUUGCCCUUUACAAGAGAGCCAAAGCCAACGGUGUCAAACCCAGCACUGUACACAUCCUUAACACGCCACAAGCCAGCAAGGCGGUGAACUGUAAGGGCCAGCACAGCAUCUCCUACACGCUGUCCAGAAACCAGACGGUGGUGGUGGAGUACAGCCAUGACAAAGACACAGACAUGUUCCAGAUUGGACGAUCUACGGAGGGCCCUAUUGACUUUGUGGUGACUGACACCGUGUCAGGCGGAGGGGAGAGUGAAGACACACCCAUCACUCAAAGCACCAUCUCCCGCUUUGCCUGCCGGGUGGUGUGUGAACGUAACCCGCCCUACACGGCGCGUAUCUACGCUGCAGGCUUCGAUUCUUCCAAGAAUAUAUUUCUCGGAGAGAAAGCAGCCAAAUGGAAGAAUCCAGAUGGUCACAUGGACGGGCUGACAACCAAUGGUGUGCUAGUCAUGCACCCGCGGGGCGGGUUCACAGAGGAGUCCAAGCCUGGUGUGUGGAGGGAGAUAUCAGUGUGUGGAGAUGUUUACACACUGAGAGAAACACGCUCCGCUCAAACACGAGGCAAACUGGUGGAGAGUGAGAGUAACGUACUCCAGGAUGGCUCUCUGGUUGACCUGUGCGGAGCCACGUUACUCUGGCGCACAGCCGAUGGCCUUUUCCACACCCCCACUCAGAAGCACCUGGAGGCUUUGCGCCAGGAGCUCAAUGCAGCCCGGCCUCAGUGCCCCGUGGGACUCAACACCCUGGCCUUUCCCAGCAUGCAACGCUGCAGCCGUGCCCUGGCCAGUGUCCCCACCCAGGAGGACAAGCAGCCGUGGGUCUAUCUUGCUUGUGGCCACGUUCAUGGCUACCACGACUGGGGCCACCGUUCUGAAAGAGACCCCAAUGCUCAAAGAGAGUGUCCCAUGUGCAGAACCGUGGGCCCCUACGUGCCGCUCUGGCUUGGAUGCGAACCAGCAUUUUACGUAGAUACCGGCGCACCAACGCACGCCUUCGUACCUUGCGGCCACGUGUGCUCUGAAAAGUCAGCCCGCUAUUGGGCGGAGAUUCCUUUACCGCACGGCACCCACGCUUUCCAUGCCGCCUGUCCCUUCUGCACUACCCAACUCAAUCUGGCGCAAAAGUGGGCGAAGCUCAUCUUUCAGGAGCCUGUAGACUGAGAGUGUAGAGGAGGCGGACAGUGGAUUAUUGUGGAAUUGAAGCAGAAUCCAAUAUGCUGAAGGACAAUUAAUUCGUAGAAGGUGCGACCGCAAGCUGUGAAACUGCCCUUGAAAUGCUUAUGCUGGAGAGCAGGUUCUUGCUCAUUAACGUGGUGAUAGUUGGCGAAGGACAGGUGUCCAUCAUGAUUUUCUUAGUUAUUUCAUCUACCGGCCUACAAGAUGUCAAUUCACACCAGCAUUACCACAUCACUCAGGAGAUUUAAUUCUUUCUAUACCUGGCUUUAGACCUGAGGUGCUUUGUUAGAUUCUUUCUUGGUGAUCAACCUUCCUGUGGAGUUUUGUUGCUUUUAAUAAUCCUUCCGGUGCUUUCCAAAGAACAUUAGAUUUGGAACUAAACUGUGCAGGAUGGUCGGAGGACCAGGACCAGGACUGAACAUACAUUAAGUAGUUCAAUGUGUGGGAACUCCCAAAAGAAAGGAUCCAGUAUCCCAAACUCCACUGUAGGCUUCUACAAGGAUCCACUUGUUGGAGCAGUGAUUUGGGAACUGCAGUACUAAAAUGGUAGUUUCCAAAGAUGG